AUGCGGGCACGCGGAAACUGCGGCGGAGGAGCAUGGGUGCUCUGGCUCCUGGCGGAAAGCGGGCUCUUUCUCCUCUUGGUGCACCACGCGGGCGCAACGGCACAUCUUCCGCUCGGCGUUCCGCCGGGCGGAGAAGGCGACAGCGAUCUGCGAAGACUGGUGGCGGAACGCGAGGGGGAGACGGUCGGGCGAGUGGAGGAGAUGGAAACGGAACUCGUGGGGGGAGCAAAAGUUGCGGGGGAGAGAGCCUCUCUCCGGCGGGUCGCGGGGGGAGGUCGCGGCGAGGAAAUGGAAACAAUAGUUGGAGUGGGAGGAGAAGGGAAGGGAAACUUUUCCACCGGAGAGAUUCGGCAAGAGUGGGGCUAUGACAUAUCCUACGAGCGCAAGCAGCAGCAGCUCAAGACGCUCAACGCGCAGGGCCGCUGCAGCGCUCUCCCCAAGUGGCUUUUCCGCAGGUGGCUCUGGGAGAGCGCCUUCCAGGAAGGCGCCCUUGCGUGGGUGCCACAGCCUGGAAAGUACAUUCUCAUGGAUUGCCAGCAUAACCAGGUGAGCAACCGCAUAGCGUGCAUCCGACGGCAUCUGCUCCUGGCAGGUGCCUUGAACCGCACGCUCGUGGUGCCCUUAAACACCGACGAAGUCGCCCACUCCUACGACCGCCGCACCUUCCUGCACCUGCCGCACCUGCACCGCUGCUAUGGGCCCCGCUCUACCAUCCCGCUACAGCAGCUUCGGGAGGAGGUUCGGGGAAGUGCGAACAGGGGCGGACGAAGCGCAGAAGAGAGGCAAGGAGAGGAGGGCAGUAAGGUGGAAGGUGUGGUGAUGGUGCAACAGGUGGUGUGUCCAUACAAGGCUUGUAACACGCAGCCAUGGGGAAACGAUUUUUAUUUGCUUCCGGAACUAGAGGGUGUGGUAUACCAUAACACGACAUGGACUGCUCUCAACAUGCCUCUUUCCCACCUAUUCACCGUCUCGGAUCUCCGUUCUCUGGGAAGAGUCCUCCUGCCGUCUGCUGACGUCGUUAUGUUUGGGGACUUCCACCCGUGGAGGCUCGGGGACAACCUCGGCAAGGACGUGGGUCUGCCGUUUGAGGGUAGUGGUGGUGGAUCAAAGAGUCUUGUGUGUGCGAAUCGGCUUGCAGUGCAGCCGCACCCAGCAGUGCUGGAAGCAGCCUUGGGAUUCGUGCAGCAGGUCAUCUGGAAACCGCCAAGCACCUCCUCUUCCUUUUUCUCUUCCACUGUUUCUUCCUCUUCCUCCUCUUCCACCUCCUUCUCGUCUUCGCCUUCCUCCUCUUCCUCCACUGCCUUUUCGCCUGACGACGCACUGAAGGAGGGCAUCACAGCAGCAGCCGAUGCCACCCCAAUGCUUUUCACCGCUGCUGUCGCUGCAGCGGGGCUCGCCAAGCAAAGUGCAACAGAGGCCGGUGCAGCCCAGCAGCAGGGUGCUGCGACCAGCAGGAAGAAUACUGGGAGGGAGCAAAGGCAGCCGCAGCAGUACUUGGCUGUGCACUGGAGGCGGGGGGAUCUGCUGAGUUUCUAUCCACAGCUUCGGGAGUUUCUUACAGUGGAAAACUCGGGAAGAUGCAUUGCGGAGAGGAUGGCACAGUUGGGAAAUAUUUCCGUGGUGUUCCUUGCGUCAAAUGCUGACAAGCAGGAGGUAGGGCAGCUGAAACGGGUUAUUUGGGGCCAUCUGCCAGGGGUGGAGAUUGUGCAACUGCCGGAGGAGCUGACAGGGCAGCCUUGGGCGAAGGUGCUUGAACCAUUUCGGUUUCAGAACCAAGCGUUGCUCAAGGUCUUCCUUGACAAGGCAGUCUGUGCGUUGGCCGAUGUUUUUCUGGGAACAGUAAAGUCCUCGUUCUCGGUUGAUAUUCAGAGGCUGAGAACAGGUUUUAAAAUAUCUACUUGUCAGGACGAAUACGUAUGUGCAAAAAUGGUGGAGAAGAUGGCAUGA
This is a messenger RNA of Closterium sp. NIES-65, 1947 nucleotides long. The record is from the annotation of a GenBank genome assembly. Lineage: Eukaryota; Viridiplantae; Streptophyta; Zygnematophyceae; Desmidiales; Closteriaceae.